CAACACAGAUAAUGGUCCCAGAGCCCUUACACUGGAGGAUUAUUUGGGUGGAACCUUCCAAUAUAAAACAUUUUUUCCAUAUUGGGUUUCAGAUAAUGAAUAUCUUCAUCAGUCUGCAGAAGAUGAUAUUAUUCUUUACAAUGUUGAAAUGAACUACCCAACUACCAUCAUGACUAACAGCACAAUGAAACAAGUUAAUGCUUCAAAUUAUGUGUUGUCAUCAGACAAGUAUUUCAUGGCUCUGGAAAGCAAUUACUCAAAGCUGUGGAGAUACUCUUAUACAGCAUCAUACCACAUUUAUGAUCUCAUAUAUGGCGGCUUUGUAACAGAAAAUCAGCUUCCACAUAAAAUUCAGUAUAUUUCCUGGUCACCCAUUGGACACAAAUUGGUAUAUGUAUAUCAGAAUAAUAUCUAUUUGAAACGAAGUCCAAGAGAGGCAGCAAUUAAACUAACUAGUGAUGGAAAACAGAAUGAAAUAUUUAAUGGGAUUCCUGAUUGGGUCUAUGAAGAGGAAAUGCUAGCAACAAAAUAUGCACUGUGGUGGUCUCCAAGUGGAAAAUAUUUAGCAUACGUACAAUUUAAUGAUUCCGACAUACCAGUUAUUGAGUAUUCAUAUUUUGGUGAGGACCAGUAUCCUAGAAAAAUAAUUAUCCCAUACCCAAAGGCUGGGGCUAAAAAUCCUACUGUCAAAGUGUUUAUUGUAGACACUAUUAACACUGAAGUGUUUGGUCCUAAGGAAGUGCCAGUUCCUGCAGUCAUAGCAUCCAGUGAUCACUAUUUUACUUGGCUUACUUGGGUAACAGAUAGUCGAAUCUGUGUGCAAUGGCUAAAGAGAAUCCAGAAUUUUUCAGUCUUAGCUAUUUGUGACUUCAAAGAAAAUUCAAAUACUUGGGACUGUCCAGAGAAUCAACAGCACAUAGAAGAGAGUCAAACAGGAUGGGCAGGCAGAUUCUUUGUUUCUACACCAUAUUUUACAUCAGACAGCAGUUCAUACUACAAAAUUUUUAGUGACAAAAAUGGUUAUAAGCAUAUUCAUUACAUCAAUGGCUCUGUGGAGAAUGCAAUCCAAAUUACAAGUGGAGAAUGGGAAGCAAUAUACAUUUUCAGAGUAACAAAUGAUGCAAUUUUCUAUUCAAGCAAUGAAUUUGAAGGCUAUCCAGGAAGAAGGAAUAUUUACAAAAUCAGCAUUGAAAAUAAACCUAUUAGAAAACAGUGCAUUACUUGCAAUUUAAGGAAAGAGAGAUGCCAGUAUUAUACAGCAAGGUUCAGUGAACAUUCUAAGUAUUAUGCCUUGAUCUGUUAUGGUCCCGGGAUUCCCAUUUCUACGCUUUUUGAGAAUGACGGUGAUAGAGAGCUCAGAGUAUUGGAAGACAACUGGGAAUUGCAGUCUGCUUUGCAAGAGAUCAAACUGCCAAAAGAAGAAAUCAAUAAACUUGAAGUGGAUGGUAUAACCUUGUGGUACAAAAUGCUUCUACCCCCACAGUUUGAUAGAUCCAGGAAGUACCCUCUGCUUAUUCAGGUGUACGGAGGACCUUGCAGUCAAAAUGUGAAAGAAACAUUUAGCAUUAGCUGGAUAACCUAUCUUGCAAGCAAAGAGGAAAUUAUUGUUGCUCUAGUGGAUGGCAGAGGGACAGCUUAUCAAGGUGACAAGAUUUUGCAUGCUGUAUAUCGAAGGCUAGGAGUCUAUGAAGUUGAGGACCAAAUCUCAGCAGUAAAGAAAUUUAUAGAAAUGGGGUUUAUUGAUGAGAAACGAAUAGCAAUAUGGGGCUGGUCCUAUGGUGGGUACGUAAGUUCUCUGGCACUUGGAUCUGGCAGUGGAAUAUUUAAAUGUGGAAUGGCUGUGGCUCCUGUUUCCAGCUGGGAAUAUUACGCAUCUAUCUACACAGAACGAUUUAUGGGUCUUCCUGUAGAGUCUGAUAAUCUUGAGCACUACAAGAAUUCAACAGUGAUGGCAAGAGCAAAGAAUUUCCAAAACGUAGAGUAUCUUCUCAUCCAUGGAACAGCAGAUGAUAAUGUACAUUUUCAGAACUCAGCACAAAUUGCAAAAGCUCUGGUUAAUGCACAGGUGGAUUUCCAAGCGAUGUGGUAUACUGACCAGAACCAUGGAAUUCCAGGCCUUUCCAGCAAGCAUCUCUACACACAUAUGACCCACUUCCUCAAACAAUGUUUUUCUUUGUCAGAAUAAGUAGGCUGUUCAGAGCAUGCUACAUCUGAUACAUCUCUGGGAAAAUGAAAUGAUAACAGUGCCCAGGUUAUAUAGUUUUCAGGUGAAUUGAUAACAGGAACUUUGAAGUUUUAAACUUGAUGUUUACAUCCACUUUUGGUAUUGUAUAUUACGAAAUGUUAUGCUAAUACAUGUUUUAGCACAUUUAACACCUGUUUGAUAGGAAAAAUAAAAUCAGAAUGUAAAAUGACAUGUGCAUUUAUUGCCAUCUUGCUUAAACUUACAUUCUGCAAUCCAAAGAGAGGUGGUCCAUUGCAAAGGCACAACGCCAGAUGAAUAUGCUUGCAUUUGUUAACUACAACUCUAAAAUGGGAAAGGACAAAGACAGCAGUGCAAGUACCUAAUUAGCAUCCUAACAAAAGACAGUUCCUCAAAAUUUCUUUCCAAUUUCUUGGAAACAAUCCAAGCAGGCAUAGGAACACACAAUAUUUAAAGCUGAAGGUUGGAUAAUUAUCCAGAAUAUUAAAUGCUGUUUUCAAAUUUUAUUCAACUCUUAUUUGAAACCUUGAUUCUGCAAAACUCUCAGUGUUCAGAUUUAAAUAUGAAAGCAGGACAUUAAUGAUAGCUAUUUUAUCUCAGUUGUUUUUUUCUCUGUAUUCAGAAUAUGUGAGCCAUAUUAGCCUGUUUUUAAUCUCUAAUAAUCACCUCAGCAUUCAAAUUAAUCUCAGUGUCAUUCAUCCCAGACUGGAGGAAAAGGAUCAAAGGAUUAUGCAGGCUGUCUUUGCUUUGUUUCCAGUGAAACUAGUUUAGUCUUUUAAAAAUGCUAGGGGCUAAUAAUGAUUGGAAUACUUGUA
Antrostomus carolinensis (chuck-will's-widow) is the source of this 3018-nucleotide messenger RNA. It is a transcript of the gene FAP, whose product is annotated as fibroblast activation protein alpha. The transcript is spliced from 24 exons. Bases 149 to 2185 code for a protein of 678 amino acids. The record is from RefSeq and is a predicted model, not a curated record. Gene Ontology annotation, cellular component: plasma membrane. Gene Ontology annotation, molecular function: serine-type endopeptidase activity; dipeptidyl-peptidase activity. NCBI's taxonomy places the organism in Eukaryota, Metazoa, Chordata, Aves, Caprimulgiformes, Caprimulgidae. Gene Ontology annotation, biological process: proteolysis.